This is a messenger RNA of Aplosporella prunicola CBS 121167, 2348 nucleotides long. RefSeq lists its product as uncharacterized. Gene Ontology annotation, biological process: transmembrane transport. Lineage: Eukaryota; Fungi; Ascomycota; Dothideomycetes; Botryosphaeriales; Aplosporellaceae. Gene Ontology annotation, molecular function: transmembrane transporter activity. The transcript is spliced from 4 exons. The coding region runs from base 347 to 2110 and encodes 587 amino acids. The record is from RefSeq and is a predicted model, not a curated record.
GCCAGCAUGGCGUGGCAGGGAUUGGGCAAAAGCACGGGGCCUCCGGCAAGUCGAGACCUUGACAGCCGAGGCCAUCGGCUAUCAAAGCCGGGCAUCGUGACGCGCGAACCAUCUCGAGACAUUCCUCCUCGAGCUUGAACCUCCUUAACACCCCGGCACCGCCAGACUGCCCCGCCAUCGAUAUCAACUUUCCCACUGCCAAGGCCUCUUAGGACGCCUGCCGAUCAAGCCAAUCGCCCCCAAUGCUCAAUGUCCAUCACGCCAUAUAAAUCACACUUCUCUUGCCUCAAUUCCCUCUUUCUGACCACCAUCCUUGGAUCCCAUUCUCCCCUUCCAUUGCGCAAUCAUGGACAACAACGACCGUGAUCUCGAGAAGGCCGAGCAUGGGGCGAGUCCCACCAAGGCUCCAGGCCAACAUGACACCCUUACUCGCACCCGCACCGCCUCUUCAAGUUCCAGUAGUUCCUCGGACAAUUCGUCAAUAGCUCAAGGAGACAAUGGCAUGUCACGCGUGCCGACCGCAAGAGACUACGUCGGCGAAGCUGACCGCGCCAACCCUACCGUUCUGAGCAGGAUCCAGACAGCGCGAAGCCAACAUAGUGCUACAGUUGGCGCUAGCAUUAAAUCCAGGAAGUCAAACAAGCCUUUGCCGAACUUUGGAGGCGGAAAACCAUAUCCACCACCAUUACCAGAGCGGGAGGAGUAUGUCGUCGAAUUUGAUGGCAUAGACGAUCCUCUUCAUGCCCAAAACUGGCCAUUGAAAAAGAAGCUACUGACGGCUGCAAUGCUGGGAUAUACGACAAUGACCGCUGCAUUCGGCUCUAGCAUUUUUUCCGCUGCAACGAGGGUAGUUGCUAGCAAAUACGGGGUCAGCACAGAAGUUGGCGUCUUGGGUGUCUCACUCUAUGUCUUGGGAUUUGCUACAGGUCCAAUUCUGUGGGCGCCCGCCUCGGAGCUUUAUGGUCGACGUCUUCCUUUGGUCAUUUCUUCUUUUGGCUUCUCAAUCUUUUUCAUCGCCUGUGCCACCGCCGCAAAUCUGCAAACAGUGUUAAUCUCUCGGUUCUGGAGCGGAUUCUUUGGCGCAUGUCCCCUUACGGUUGUAGCGGCUGUAUUCUCCGAUAUGUUUGAUAACAGGACAAGAGGCAUUGCCAUCACGGUCUUUUCCAUGACCGUCUUUACGGGUCCCCUUCUGGCACCCUUCACUGGAGGCUUUAUCACCAUGUCGUAUCUGGGCUGGCGCUGGACGGAAUACAUCGUCGCUUUCAUGGGCUUCCUCGGUUUUGGGCUGAACCUGCUAUUCUUGAACGAAACUUACCCGCCAGUCAUUCUGGUUAGCAAGGCUUCAGAACUCCGCCGCCGCACCAAGAACUGGGGCAUCCACGCUAAGCAGGAAGAAAUCGAAGUUGACCUUCGCGAACUCCUUGAAAAGAAUUUUUCUCGCCCUCUGAAGAUGCUUUUCACUGAGCCCAUUGUUCUGCUUCUCUCCAUCUAUAUGUCCUUCGUUUACGGAAUUUUAUAUCUCUUCCUGACGGCAUACCCCAUAGUCUUUCAACAGAUCCACGGCAUGAAUCUUGGUGUUGGCGGUCUACCCUAUUUCGGCAUGAUUAUUGGUCAGCUGUUAGCUGGUACAUUUAUAGUCAUCCGCCAACCGAAAUACCAGCGCAAGCUUGCCGCUAACAACAACGUCCCUAUCCCCGAAUGGCGGCUGCCGGAGGUCAUCAUCGGCGGUGUAUCUUUCUCAGUCGGUUUGUUCUGGUUCGCUUGGACUGGAUACACCAAAGACAUCCACUGGAUUGUACCCACACUGUCGGGUUUAUGCUCAGGAUUCGGUUUAAUGUCUAUCUUCCUGCAGGCACUCAAUUAUCUUGUUGACGCGUAUUUGAUGUUUGCUGCCUCAGCCAUCGCAGCAAACACAUUCCUACGCUCUCUUUGUGGUGCCGGUUUCCCUCUUUUUGCGACUUACAUGUUUCAAGGAAUGGGCGUCCAAUGGGCUGGAACGUUACUCGGUUGUGUGGCUGCAGUUCUGGUCCCCGUUCCCGUUGUGUUCUAUCUUUAUGGUGAGAAGAUCCGUCAGAAGAGCAAUUUUGCACCGACAAAGCCAGCAUCAUAAUAUUUGUACUGCGUUCAUGUCAUGAUGGCUUAAUGGCUUAAUGGAGGUUCGUUCUUAAUCAAGCACGUCUUGGUAGAUAUCCUGGUUGCACUUUAUUGCGUUUAUAUCUUGCUUUACACCCUUUGCGUAUGGCAUUGGGCGGUUAUACUUUUUAAUCUUGGAUAAAAGAGACGAGGCAUGAUAGAGUAGUUUACACAUUUCGUAAUCGGCUAUUUACUGACAUAUACAUAUUUUUUCG